CAGCUGCUCAACACAGAAGUUUCUCAGUUUGUCUGUUGAGCUGAAAUUCACAAACUGACAGACUUAAACUAGAAAACCACCAGACGUUGCUGUGUCUCUUCUUUACAUGUCAACUUAUUUGGUGAGUAAAGAAUAUGUUUAUUUUUGUUUAAUUACAUGAUGGACCAAAUCAAAAAUCUGUGGUUAUUAAGUAAAUGUUUUGUUUCAUUUCAUUCCAGAUGUUAGAAAUGACUUCCAUGGCGUCACUGUGUGUGAAAAUGUUUCUCAGUGUCUUCUUUCUAUCAGGUGCUUUGGCUGAUUGUAGAGCAGCUCUUUUCAUCACUGCACCGACAGAGAUGGAGGCACUGAGUGGAUCCUGUUUACACAUCCCGUGUAGCUUUAGUGAUGUGGAUAAAGAAGGACAAGUAUUUGACAGCACAAAACCCAUCUAUGCAGUGUGGAUUAAAAACGAAUACGAUUUUGGGAACUUAAUGAAUAAUGCGAUUUUUAACAGCAGUCUAUAAUUAAUUAUAAUUAAUUAUAAUUAGACUAAUAAUAAAUAUCCAAUGAAAGUUACUGGAGACCUGGCUCAGAAAAACUGCACCACUGUGUUUUCCAGGUUAAUCACAGAUUAUACAAACAAGUAUUUCUUCAGAAUUGUGAACUGGCCAUUCAGAAGCACUGCUGUUUGUGACCAAAUUCAAAUCAAUGUUAUAGAUUUUCCUCCCAGUCCCAGUAUUGAAGUCUCCCAUCAGCAGCUGAAGGAGAAGGAGUCUGUCACUAUAACCUGCUCAGCUCUCACUCCCUGUCCACACUCCCCUCCUAAACUCACCUGGAAUCUACAACAAGACGCUGCAAACAUCAUGGAAGAAAACACAGAUCGAACAUUUACAACUAAAAUCCAACAGAACAUCACUGUGUCAGACCAACAUGAUGGAUUCAACAUCAGCUGUUCUGCAGCAUAUCCUGUGGACGAAGGAAGAAUCAAAACAGCAGAAACAAACAUCACCCUCUGUGUUUCAUAUGCUCCUAAAAACACUUCAGCGUCCAUCAGUCCUUCAGGUUCGCUGUGGGCAGGUAUGUGGGUGAACCUGACCUGCUCCAGCAGAGCCAAACCUCCUGUCAGCAACUUCACCUGGUUCAAGACCAGCACACAUGGACCCAUCAGAGUGUCUGAAGGAGACGUUUACAGCUUCAGUUUGACCAAUGACACUGAAGGAGAUUAUUAUUGUGAAGCAACAAAUGAUCUCGGGAAACAAACAUCGCCAGUGAUUCAUAUGAAUAUUGAAGAUUCUCCUCCCAGUCCCAGUAUUAAAGUCUCCCAUCAGCAGCUGAAGGAGAAGGAGUCUGUCACUAUAACCUGCUCAGCUCUCACUCCCUGUCCACACUCCCCUCCUAAACUCACCUGGAAUCUACAACCAGACGCUGCAAACAACAUGGAAGAAAACCCAGACCGAACACUUACAACUAAAAUCCAACAGAUCAUCACUGUGUCAGACCAACAUGAUGGAUACAACAUCAGCUGUUCUGCAGCAUAUCCUGUGGACAAAGGAGGAAUCAAAACAGCAGAAACAAACAUCACCCUCAGUGUUUCAUAUGCUCCUAAAGACACCUCAGCGUCCAUCAGUCCCUCAGGUUCACUGUGUUCAGGUAUGUGGGUGAAACUGACCUGCUCCAGCAGAGCCAAACCUCCUGUCAGCAACUUCACCUGGUUCAAGACCAGCACACAUGGAGCCAUCAAUGUGUCUGAAGGAGAAGUUUACAGCUUCAGUUUGACCAAUGACACUGAAGGAGAUUAUUAUUGUGAAGCAACAAAUGAUCACAGGAAACAAAAUUCAUCAGUGAUUCAUGUGAAUAUUGAAGAUGACAUGUGUACCUUUGUCAAGUGGGGUUCAGCUCUAGGUGUGGUCUUUGUAUUCAUACUCAUCUGCCUUUUUGUCUGUCUUUGGUUCAGUCAUCCAAAUCCACACCACCACAGUCAGGAGGAUCCAGCUCAAAACAUUUCUCACUGGGUUCACUGUUCACAGAUCCAAACAGAGGCAGCCACAAGAACUGAAGACAGCGUCCAUUAUGAAGACGUGAGCUUCCAUCAGAGGACUCCUGAACUGCCCUGUGUCACAGUGCAGGUCAACGCACAGCAGCAGGACACAGUGUACGCACAGGUCAAAGCAUCCAAGUCGAUAAACAGAAUGACAAAGAUGAUUGUAUGCUCAGAGGAUCUGUACACUCAAGUCCAUCCAUCCAACCAUCUUCCUUCACUUAUCCAGGUCCAAGUCCUGGGGGCAGCAGCCUAAGCAGAGCCUGGUUACUCCACCAAGUUGCACCAAAAACAAACACCUAACCAGGGCAUCUUGAUUUUUCAGUCACUAUUCAUGACCAUGUCAGUCCUCCGCUCCAUCCGUCUUCCAUUCAUGACCAAGACCCUGAGAUAUUUAGUCUCCUCCACUAGUUCCUCUACAACCUGGGAGCUCUCCACCCUAAUACAGGUGUGAGCCAUGUUGGGGCUCUGAAUAGGGGAGAAAAGUGAUGACGACUCUAAGGACCCACAGCUGACAGGUACCCUUGAAAAUAGUAGACUGUUUGUUAAUUUUUUUAAUGGAAAUUAUUGAUCUGUUGCCAUGAAAGACACAGUAUAUGGUUAAAGUAUUGGGAUGCAUCAUUGUCUUCAUACGUCUCGCCAACAGUUGCAUAAAAUUAAGUGUCAUUUGUGAAGCUGCUUCAUGAGGUUAGUUUUAUGGAGGGUGCUGUAAGGGGGAGAAAAGUGAUGACGACUUUAAGUGCCCACAACUGACAGGAGCCCUAGAAAAUAACACAACAGUUAGUGCGUUUUUUUGUGCAAUAAAAGAAUGUGUGCUUCACAAGCCAUGAAUAAUCAUAUUUGUUCUUUACAUUAGUUUUGCUUCAUUGUCAAAAAUCUAGUUAGCCUCUGACCCCUGUCUCCCCCCUCUUUAUAUCAUGAUAUGGUUUGGUCCAGGAGCCAGAGCUCUUAACUGAUACUAAUAAAUAUACUUCCAUCCAAAAAGCAAAACUAUAUUUUAUUUUUAUUUGUAUAUCAUUGUAAAAAAAAAUGUUAUACUGUUAUCAUUAAAAAAUAUUAUUAAAAUGUUAAAGACGACCCCUCUCUCAUCAAAUUUUCAUGAAAUCAUAACAUCUAUUGUGAGCAGAAUAUACACU
Molecule: messenger RNA, 3153 nt
Organism: Sphaeramia orbicularis (orbiculate cardinalfish)
Lineage: Eukaryota; Metazoa; Chordata; Actinopteri; Kurtiformes; Apogonidae
Product: myelin-associated glycoprotein-like
Exons: 9
Source: RefSeq, a predicted model, not a curated record